CAGGUACAGAGUGAGCAGUAUAGGGCUGUGGCUGAGAGCCUGUGGUCUCAGUGGUGAGGCCACAAGCUGAGAGGUUGGUAGGGUGACCAGUUGUUGUCAGGUGUGUAAGCCUCUCUUGGUUUCCUGGUCAUAGACAGACCUACUCUGGCUGGAGAAUGACCCCUCAGCCAGCCACACUGGCCAGCCACCUCACAGAGAUACUCAAAGACCUCAAAGACACACACCACGUAUGUGGAUGGCCACCUUGGGGAGGGUAAGAAGCUAAGAAACUGAGCCCCUGCCACCACUAGUGGCCUCUUGUUUGCCAUAACACUCCAGAGCACCGGAAACUCAUCUUGGUUGUAGAGCCACCUGGGGCAGGGGUAGAUAACAGCCCAAGGAGUCCAGAAACUUUCUCUUCUCCUCCUAGUGAAGAGCCUCCCUCAGCCUAACGCUGGUGGCUCUUUCGGCAAGACUAAAAGCCAUGCUGGUCACAGGCUCAGGGCACCCCCUCCAGGUGAAUAUGGUAAGAAUCCAAGAACAGGGUGGGGCACAGACGCAUGCGGGAAAGAGGUGAGGGGCAGGCAGUUGUUGGCUCUGCCUAGAACUGCUGCCCCAACAUGGACUCCAUACCCCAUCAAGAGGCUGGCCCAAGGCCUGGGCAGAACCUAAGUGCCCAUGAGUACCCUCUAUUAGGAUGGCAUCCCUGGUGGGGCAGACCCAGGGAGGUGGCAUUGCCUCCUUCAAGCCAAUCACAGACAAAACACUGAGCCUCCCACAACCUGUACAGCCUCACAGCAGGCUGGGUGAGAAUGGUUCACACCCCCAGCCCUGAGUUUCCUACUGUAUUCACUGCCAGGCCAGGGGCUGAACCACCUUCUCACCCUUAGGGAAAAUGCAACUCACUGGGCACAUGCCUCCUGCAAGUUUGCACUUCAGACUCCCCUUUCAUCAGAAACCAUCCCCUGCACCCAUUCUCACUACUCCCUGCCACAGGCCACGUCCUCUUGAGUUCUUGGUAAGGCAUCCCCCGAUGUGGCUUUACAUUGGGGUGAACCUGGUGAGUUCUCAGAAAUGUCUGCACAGCAAGAUGAGCACCUGGCCUCCCAAUCGCAGCAUCUCCCCUCACCCCACCCCUUGCAGUAGAGCUGCUCUCUUGGCCCAGACCCAUCCAAGAAUCAGGGGGCCACAUGGGAGCCAAAGUCCACACUUGAUACUCAGAACCCUGGCACAUAUGGCUGGUGCCAGGUCAGCUCUGAAGGAACUCAAAAGUCACCAUGCCCUGACCCUGGGAAGCCGGAGACAGCAAAUGAUCUCUUCGCCAGAGAUCACGUGUUUUCAGGAGCCACAGGUUUUGUACAUCAGGAAGAAGAAGAGGCUGGAGAAGCUACGCCACCAGCUCAUGCCCAUGUACAACUUCGACCCCACGGAGGAACAAGAUGAGUUGGAGCAGGAGCUGCUGGAGCAUGGGCGGGACGCCGCCUCUGUACAGGCUGCUACUUCUGUGCAGGCCAUGCAGGGCAAGACUACUCUGCCCUCCCAGGGCCCACUGCAGAGACCCAGCCGGCUGGUGUUUACCGAUGUGGCCAAUGCCAUCCAUGCGUGAGUGGCCUGGGACAAGCCUGGACUUCUGAUAGAGACCCAUCACGGUGCCUACAGAGCUCCCCACUCCCUGAUUGUCAAGACCUACUCUGAAGAUCUUCCCUGCCAAGACACAAGAGGGCUGAGCCAGGUCCUAGCUGUUCUCCAGACCCACCUGCUGACUUUAGACUCUAAGAGAGGGCCCUAGCCAGGCUGGACUUCUGACCACUGACUUCUCCUGACCUGAGGGCCCUGGCACAGAGGGCAUCCCUCAUGCUGAGAAGGUCAAGAGCCUCUGCUGGCUUCCUCAUCCCCUGUCCAGAUCCCUCACAUCAGGGUCUGCCCCGCUAAUGUGGAGGAAAUGAGGGAGAUACGGAGUGGGAGGGAUUGGGGGAGGAAAGGGGAGGUUUCCCUCUGUUAGGGAGAGACCUGUUUUUUGGAAUCUGGAGCCUCCUCUGGGGUGGGGAGAGGAAACCACCCAAGUUAUAGGGACAGGGUAGGGCAGCAUCUGUUAUGGGCCCUGAGAAGCCCAGAGAUGGAGCUGAAACUGUCCAGUAUGCAAGGAUGCCAGGAGAAGGGCAAUUCACACCCAGGGUCCAUCCAUACUACGGAGGGUCCAGGAGGUCUCCCAGCCACCCAUCCUUGGCAACCAGAUGUUACUGGGGCCAAGCUAGGAUGGGAGCUGAGGGGGAAGGAAGUAGGGGAAUGGAAGUGGAAGGAUGCAGCCCCCCCAGACCUGCCGAGAGGCCUCAUGCAUGUGCAUGAGUGUGCCCAUGGGCAGACAUGUGCCUGUCCCAGCACAGCGGGCAGAAUGAGAUUGUCCACACUGGCCCCACCCUCCAAGUCGACCUCUACCCCAUGGUAUGUAGUGGAGCAUCAGGGUAGGCUAUCUUCUCUGCCUUCAAUCUUCAGGGACUGCAGGGAAGAGGGAAGCACGCACAGCACGGUUCCUCUCUCCACUGCAUUGUUUCACUGGGCUCACCUGCUUCUGAAAACGGCUCCCUGUCUUGGGCUCUAAUGAGGAUCUGGGGUUGGGAGAGGCUGUUGGUCUGAGGGCAGUAAUCACAGGCUGCAGGCUAGAGGGGGCAGUUAUGACUGCCUGAAAGUGGGUGAGGGAUUGCACUUCAGAAAAACAUCUAAAAAACUUAGUCUAUGUUUGAAUUCCCCACCUCCAUCCCAUCUAUGGGAAGAGCCGUUCAGUGUUUAGAGAGUGGGGAGAUGGGUCCCUGCACUUGGCCUCUCCAUAAGCCUUGGAGGGUCAGGGCUGAUACCAGGGGUCCUGGCAAGCCAUUGGGCAGAGACAGACCACAAGAGCAGGGCAUUUUUUUACGCUGGGCAUACAUAUGCACACAAGCAUGCACAGAGGCAUGUCCCGUGCCCAGCCUCUCCACCGUCACUGUCCGCUGCUGGCUGGAGGGGAUGCAGGGGUAGUGUAUGCAGACCUUCCACUGGGCAAAUGCCAUGUGUCAGGAGGGAAAGGCCUAGGAAGCCCCCAUGGGGAAGGUUCUGGAUUUAUUCCCUCCUCUAAAUGCUAUAAAUACGUUAGCACUUGAGUCGACUGGAGGCUGCCAGGAAUUCAGGAUGCAUACAGCUGUAAUUUAACCCAGAGCAGCUCCACGUGAGAGCAUUAAAGAUGUAAUGAAGAUGUUUACAUGGA
Homo sapiens (human) is the source of this 3217-nucleotide messenger RNA. It is a transcript of the gene C3orf18, whose product is annotated as chromosome 3 open reading frame 18. The coding region runs from base 875 to 1585 and encodes 236 amino acids. Gene Ontology annotation, cellular component: membrane. The transcript is spliced from 4 exons. NCBI's taxonomy places the organism in Eukaryota, Metazoa, Chordata, Mammalia, Primates, Hominidae. The record is from RefSeq and is a predicted model, not a curated record.